GGGAUUUUGCUUUCUACCCGUGCGCUGGCCAGUGACAAGCGCGCCGUGCUCGCGAAACGUCUCCGUGUGCCCGCGAGGAUGCCUGUCGAUAAAACGUAGACGGAAAACUUUGAACGCGACGACGUCGUCGGGCCAGAGAAUCAAGAGAUGACGGUGUCACGUUACUGACGGCUCGGCCGGAACUGCCUCCGAGAACCUGAGUAUAUUCACGACGCUUUAAAAAAGGAAAACAGUGCCAACGGUGCGUCGAGAGGAUGUCAAGGGACACUCGGUUCGUCGACGUUCUCCUCACGUUCCUGAUUCUCGGCUGCUUCUUGAACGCGGCUCGCUGCCAGCAAGGAUCGGCCGAGCCUUGGGACAAGUCGCCGGCGAAUUCGGUGUACGAACAGCAGGAGAAGAAUGCUGCAGCCGUCGACAGUCCCUCGGAAACGCAUUCCCCAGACGAGAACAAUGUGAUGGAAAGUUUAAAAAGGGACAGUAAAGAUGACGAAGAGGAAGCGGAAGAAGAGGGAGUUUACGAAGACGAAUACGAGGUCGAAGAGGAGCACGAGGUAUCGGAUGACAAGUUCUCUAAGCAGCGUGAAAAAUCGUCGUCCGCUUCGACAGAGGAUGCGUCCAGGGAAGAGGACUACGUGGAGGAUCCCUCAACGAGCCAAUACGACGCCUACUAUUACUAUGACGAUUAUGAUAAUCAUAAUCGCUCGCGAUACGAGGCCGUAGCAAACGCCGACGCCCUCGACUAUCCCGACGGAGAGGAAGAAGAGAAAGAGACCAGAGAAAAGGAGGAAGAGGAAGAAGCUCGUUCGAGGGACGAACACAACGUUCCGGAUGAAAAGGACGAAGGGAACGCGGAGUCUCGCCUCGUGGCGAACUCGAACGAUUCGUCUUCGGAUCUGUUCGACGAGAAGGAUCUGGACACACCGAUUUCGACGACGAACAACGAGGAGGGUUCUUCCAUGGAGGGCAGCGAUAAAACGUUCGCUUUCCUCGGCCCGGAGACAAACUCCUCGAUCUUAAUAGGAGAAGCCGUGGUCUCCGUGGUGACGACGAAGAGCGUCGUGAAUGGAACGAUUUCCGUGCCCACGACGUCCUCCCCGACGAGCACGGAACAGGUCGCCGCGCCACCGUCCUCGAGCACCACGGAGCAACCCCUCGUAACGACGGAGGACACGUCCAGAUUGCUGGCUUCGGUUCAAACCAGCCGCAGCAUAUCCGGCGCCAGAUUCCUACCGUUCCCUGUAAUCGAUCGCGUCGAGCCGAUCGACAAGAAGACUUCACUGCCUCCCGAGUCCACGGAGAGCAUCAUCGACAAAUUGGACAGGGUGCAGUCCGAGUUGUCGAGCGGUUUCCUCACUGGAGGAUUCCAAACUUCCGGGAACACUCUUCAGCUGGACGUUCUUAACGAAAGAGACAGGAACAGCAGAAGGAAGUAUACGACCACCGCUAAAACACCAGUGAUCGGGAAGUUUGUACCGCGACGGUACAACGACAAAAGGACCGAUAGCGCAACGCCGAAACCUAAGUUCGAGACCACGCUGGAUAGUCUCGAAGGGCUCCUGCCUCGAGAUUUCUUAGCGAGGAGCUCGACACAGUCAGUUCCCAAAACUGGAUUCAGAUGGCCGACGAAGAGCACGACUUCCACGACGACCGAGGCGACUACGAUUCAAAUCACGUCGACCACCACGACGAAGAAACCGAAAACGAACGUGAUCGCUCAAGAUAUUAGCGCUCUCUUGCCACCCGGAUAUAAAUUAAAGAAAGAGGAUACCGUUACAGAGAGCUCUCUGUUAAGCGACAUUCUGGCCAAAUCCAAAGUCGACAUAUCGUCGUUGUUACCGCCGGAUUAUAAUAAAAACAAAGAAAAGAACUCCAGCCAGCAGACUACGAGUACUACCACGACGACGACAAAAAGUAUAGAGGAGAAAUCACCGGCUGAGAAAUCGAUUCAGGAUUUAUUCGCGAAAUCCAAGUUCGAUAUCUCUUCCUUACUGCCGCAAGAUUACGAACAGAAGAGCAAGAAUCUCACUUCGAACUCGACCGAGUCUGACGAUCCGACCACGAAACUGAUGGAUUCCACGGAGAGCGCGUCGUCCACGACGAGCAAACCUGGGUUGAAGAUCGUGUUCCCGAGCAGACCCGGAGGACGGAAACCUAUUCAGAAGAUCAGCACACCGCCCACUCCCCGUGGCGAAGGUCCCGGGGCUGUCACCCUGAAAAUACAAAAGGGAUGGCCGACGAGAGCUACCACGGAAUUCACCGGAUGGCCAACUCCGUCGACCACGCCGAUCUCUAUAGAGAAGCUGCUGGAAGCUGCCCGAACAGCAACUAUUUCGUCGGCCUCGUUGAUCCCGAUCACUGAAACGACGUCGAGCACUUCGACCACGUCGACGACGACGACAACGCCCAGGCCGACUACUCCUGGGAUCUGCGAGCGCGAAUGCGAGGUAGCUGGGACGAUAAAGAUAAUCGGGAACGCGAGUUGGGUACCGGAGCUGCUCGAUCGAAACACGCAAGAAUGGCAGAAGCUCGCACGUGAAAUUGAACAAGAGAUGAACUUCAUUUUCGCUAAAUCCGCGGUUCUGGCAAAGUGGUACAAGAAGAUAAGGAUCGAUUCGUUCAGCGAGGGUAGCAUUUUGGUAGAUUACUUCAUCGAGCUAGCCGAGCUGGAGCAGAAAGUGAACACGCAAGAGUUGAAAGUAAUCUUCCACGAUUCGUUGCGGACGUUCAACGCGAACAGAUGGAACGAGACGAGAACGAAGAGUACGAUAAGACUCGGGUCGUUCACGAUCGACCCGAAAUACACGGACUUCAUAGUGAUACCCAAAGCUGUGACACCGCAUUUCAUUGAGAAAGAAGACAGACUGAUCCCGCAAUGGGCAAUCGCCGUGAUCGUGAUCGGCGUCGGCGGAUUAGUCUUCAUCAUCAUAUUCGGUGUUUCAGUUUUAAUCAAUCGGCACAACAGAUCGAAAUUGAAACCGUCCAUAUCCACGAUUUACGAAGAAGAAAUAGCGAAAAACACUCACAGACCCAGCGAUUAUUCGAAGCCGGUGCACACGAUUUGGACCGAUCCGGACGUAUCGUGGAACGACAAGUCUUUCGAAUCGACUUCGAAUAAAAUAUUCGUCGAGAAACCGUUUCAGGACAACAAGAAGUACAAUAUGUACGACAGUUGGAGAUCGGAAUGGAACGGUUACUACUGUAACGAGUCCCACGCGAGUAGCAAAUACGGUGGCUACGACAGUACGACGAACUUGUCCUGCCGUCCCGAUCACGACACGAAUUUUUUUUGUCCCAAUUACGACACGAAUUUCUAAAGCCGACGAUAAUAAAAUAAAAUUCUUUCUUAAUUCUGCCCUUCGAUCUAUUCAGUGCCUUUGACGGUCGUUACUAUAUCUGAUCGUUACACCGUUCCAAUUUAAGACUAAUUGUAAGUUGAUCUUACGCGCAUCGAGCAUCUUAUACUUGAUUCCUGAAUCUGUAAUCGUAUUCUUAUUAUUCUAUCGAUUCCAGCAUGAAAUUCUAUUUAUUCUAGUCAGGGAAAUAAAUCGGUGUAAUACUUAGAAAAGAUAUUUUUGUAAUUAAGAGAAAAACGAGAAACGUUACGAUUAUGCUUUCUUCUCUCGCAGCCUAAUUGUCGGUUCACGUAAAAUAAAAAUGUUCACUGUUCAGCUACCCACAACAAUUCCCGACUUAUCGGCAUAAAUAUGCAUGUACGAUCAUGCAAUGCAUAAUAAGUAGGUCCGGGAAUCGUGUGGGUAGCCGUUCAUGUAACACGAACUUGUAA
Ceratina calcarata is the source of this 3784-nucleotide messenger RNA. Its product is annotated as nuclear pore complex protein DDB_G0274915. The coding region runs from base 255 to 3314 and encodes 1019 amino acids. The transcript is spliced from 9 exons. The record is from RefSeq and is a predicted model, not a curated record. NCBI's taxonomy places the organism in Eukaryota, Metazoa, Arthropoda, Insecta, Hymenoptera, Apidae.